Amyelois transitella is the source of this 1852-nucleotide messenger RNA. RefSeq names its product CCR4-NOT transcription complex subunit 10 (gene Not10). Gene Ontology annotation, cellular component: CCR4-NOT complex. The coding region runs from base 133 to 1836 and encodes 567 amino acids. The transcript has a single exon. Gene Ontology annotation, biological process: mRNA catabolic process; negative regulation of translation. Gene Ontology annotation, molecular function: protein binding. Lineage: Eukaryota; Metazoa; Arthropoda; Insecta; Lepidoptera; Pyralidae. The record is from RefSeq and is a predicted model, not a curated record.
UCUUGUGUUGACUGGUUGAUUUGUUGAUGUAAAAGGUUAUUUUCAAAUUUUCCCUUCAUUUCAAUUUUAUGAAAUAGCAAGCAGUACUGAUUCAUUUUAUAUAAGUAAUUAAUUUGAAACGUUUAAAUAAAAAUGGCUAAUAACAAAGACCGUGAGGAACCUGUUGUUCAGGCGAAGCAAUGUUAUUCAAAGAAAGACUUCUCAGGGACACUUAUACACUUAAAUGAACUUGAAAAUCUGGUGGGAACCAACCAUAAACGUGUGCAGCAUAAUAAGGCGGUUGUCGAAUUCAUGGCUAGUGACAUGAAGAAUCUAGACAAGUUUAAGAAGGCUAUAGCUUUGCUCACAGGACUGAACUUCCCAGACAUCGAACUCAAAGAAUGGAACUCACCAUUUCUGAUAUAUAAUUACGCUGUCGUUUUAUACCAUUCAAGGUACUACUACCAAUGCACUGUGUUACUUGAAAAACUUCUCAGUUCCAAAAAUAUUAAAGAUGCUAAGCUUCAACAACAAGCUAUCCUAUUGUUGCUAGAAGCGACACUCUGUCGGAGAACCUAUGAUAAGACUUUAGAAGUUGCUAAAACAUAUGGAGAUAUAUUGAAGAGUAAUAAUGAAGUAUCUGAUUUAUUUGAAAGACUUGUAAACAGGGCUCAGCUUUUACUAGGGCAAAAAAUUAAACUGAAGUUGAAAGGUGAUUUCAUAGAGAAUAUAUUCAUAAUUGCACAGCAACAAUAUCUCAAUGGAGACGUGAAGGAAGCUGCAGACACACUUGGGCAAUACAAAACGUUAAAACAUAAUUACAAUUUGAAAACUCAAGGUGAAGAUAUUUGGGCCGCUAUUAACAAUAACCUUGGUGUUAUAUAUUUGUCCAUCAAGAAACCAUUUUUGGCAUCUAAGUACUUUCAGCAUGCAGUGAAAGAGCACUUCAAAGCCAUGGAGAGUAAUGACAGUGAAAGACUGAUAUCUUGCAGAGAUCGACCACUCUAUGUCUUCAAUUUGGGACUUGCACUACUUGCAGCAAAUAACUCUGAAGGAGCUUUUGAAUGUCUCGUAGAGGCAGCACGUCACUACCCUAACAACCCUCGAAUAUGGAUGCAUUUAGCUGAAUGUUGUGUUAAAAAAUGUUGCGGGGAAGAGGUCCAGCAGUAUACUGUCAAAAAACUUGGAAGUGGUUCACACACUCGUAUUUUGUUGGCUAGAGAGAACAAGGAGAAAUAUUCUACUUCUGGAGAAUCAUUCGCUAUACCGUCACUAUCUCUAGAAUUUGCCGCUUUGUGUUUACGUAAUGCCAUCACUUUGUUGCCGAGUCAGGAUUCAACUGCUGAGAAUUCAGGGUUUCUCAUUCAGGCUCCACCAGGCCCACCUAUUAACAUGAAACAGAGGAAUGAACUAAAAAACUCAACAUUAGUUUUGCAAAGCUACGUGUUGUUAAACCUACAGGAUCCAUUAUCAGCUUUGAUGAGUGCUAAUGAGCUUCUGAGUCAACCAGAUGUGUCUAGUAGUCACAAAGCUUGGGCCCAUAUUUAUGCAGCUGAAGCAUUAAUUAAUUUAGACAGAAUAACUGAUGCUGUGGAACACCUGCAGCCACCAAUGAUUCACGACUUGGUAUCUGUAAUGCCAUGUCAAAUGAGAGACAUGAUUGCUGUAUCUGUUUGGGCAAAAGCUGCCGUCUGUCAUAUAUUGAGGGGUGAUUUGGUGACUGCUAGAAAAAUAUUGCUUCAGAUUAACUCACCGAGGGUGUUGCCACUACAAAUGUAUUUGGAAAUUUGUACGGGGAACAUUGAGAACUGUCACACUAUACUAAAGAAGCUCAGAUUUGCUAGUGCAUCUCCUUGAUUAAAUGUUUUUGAUC